Octodon degus (degu) is the source of this 12099-nucleotide messenger RNA. RefSeq names its product dynein axonemal heavy chain 7 (gene Dnah7). The transcript has 64 exons. The coding region runs from base 59 to 12052 and encodes 3997 amino acids. Gene Ontology annotation, cellular component: dynein complex. The record is from RefSeq and is a predicted model, not a curated record. Gene Ontology annotation, biological process: microtubule-based movement. Gene Ontology annotation, molecular function: minus-end-directed microtubule motor activity; dynein light intermediate chain binding; ATP binding. Lineage: Eukaryota; Metazoa; Chordata; Mammalia; Rodentia; Octodontidae.
UAAACCGUUCAGCAAAGAAAGAUUCAAGGCAUCAGGAAGGUCUCGACCACAGUCGUCUAUGGAUAAAUCAAUAUCCAAGGACAAAUCCAGGAUAUCAGGAAGAAUUUUGCCACAGUUAUCUACGGUGAGUACGAAGCCCCAGUGGCAGCAGGCAGCUCCGUCAUUCCACCUGAAUGUGAAGCAGGAUGAUGAGAUCCUAGAGCCUUUUACUGUCAAAAAUGAACAGUCCUAUGCUGAAUAUGUGGAACGCUUUGGGAAAAAAGGCAAAAUCUUCCACCAAGUUGAUAAUGCUGAGCCGUCUACCUCCAGGUCAAAGGCCAAGUCUCUUCAUGGGGAACGAGAAAACCUUAGAAGCGCACUUGUUAACGUCAUCCUGCAACAAGAGGUUGGUUCAGAAUCACCUAUCCCUGAAGAAAGCACAAUUUCACAAAGGAGCACUUCUGCAAUAGAGAAAGACAUCUUGAGGCAUUACUAUUAUAUCCACCAUGGAAUUGAUACAGACCACGUAGCCCCAAUGGAGGACUCCUGGCUAAAACACGUGCUGGACCUAGUUCCACAACACCUGAAAGUCCUCACAGACAGCAUAACUGUCCUAUCAGAUGAAAUGCGAGAAGAUUACCUGCUCAGUGUAAAGAAGUCAAUAGUUGAUUUUGUUCUGAGAGAUCCCAGAGAAAAAGAGGAUGACGCCAAACCACCUGACCUCCCACCCCAUCGUGCCGAAAUGGGAGUCCUGCCAAAGCCGUGGAGGAAGUCGUUCCUAGCUGCGAGUAGUUACAUUCGAGACCACCUGAAUGCCAUGAACCCCACGAUGCUGGCCGUGCUGGACCUGUGGCACACCACAUUCAAAAAAUUACGUUUAGUUGACACUGAAGAAUUCCACAACCGCCAGGAUGCGCUGGAGCUGUCAACCUUCCAGAACGUUAUCAUGAAGCACAUGGAGACAGCCAAAGAGAUUCUGCUUAAAACGUGGUUUCCAGAAGUGCAGAAUAUUUAUUACCAAGGUAAUAAAAAAAAGCAAUUGCCAACCAGUGACAACAGUGCCAAAUUGGAAUCUUUUUUCAACUGUGCUGCGACGCUCAUGACUUUACAGCUGCAGGACCUCGCUGUCGCCUCCAUGCAGGAUUUCACGGACCUGAUUGCACAGCCCCCAGAUUCUGUCAGAGCUUUUGAACACCCUGGGUUCAUCAUGAGGCUGAUUCUUGAUAAUGACACCAUUAAGUUUGAACCUGAAUUUGAUGAAUAUAUAGAUAUCCUUGUAAAUGUUUAUGAUGUCAUGAUUAAGGUUGUCAGCUUUGUGCCAAGAGUGGAGACAAAAUUGUAUUCCAAAUGGGAAAGCAAGUCUAAACCGACCACCUUGAAGCCCAUAAUUCCCGAUGAAAUCGUCAGUGCUCACAAGAACAAGAUCAGGGAGGUGGUGGAGCAAGAGCGCGUGGCCCCGACCCAGCACCUGCGGCUCUAUGACAAGUACGAUUUCUUAAUUUCCAAACAAGCUGAGCGAGACACUGAUGCAUUCCUUGAGGAAAAUCAUCACUACGAGAGAAUAAUAGAGGAAAUUCGUAAAUAUCAACAACUAAUAGAGGACAUACAGUACACGUCUAGAAAGAGUGUGCGCCUCGGAAUGUUUGAGAUACACUGUGAAGAGUUAAUCAGAGCUUUGGUGAAACGAGCCGACACAAUCUGUGGGAAACUGAUAGCAAAGAUGUACAGAGACCACCAGCAAGUAAACACAAGGUUAUGUGAAGAAUUUGAGAAGAUAGCUGAGAAAGCUCUCAGCACCCCUCCGAAUACAGCGGAACUAAUGGAAAUGAAGGCUUACAUUCAGAAAGUGGAGGCAACUGAGAUGGUUGAACUGGGACAGAGAUUAGUGGACUCCAAGAACUGCCUGGCCUUCCUCAUUGAGUGCACCAGCUUUUCUCCUGCGGACAUCAGGCUAAACAAUAGUGUUUUCCAGUGGUAUGGACGGAUGGGAGAGAUCUUCGAAGAGCACAGGAAAAUCAUCAAAGAGAAAACAGAACAGUACCAAGACGGCCUUAAGUUGCGGUGUGAGCGAUUUGUGGAGGAGCUGGAGAGCUAUGCCAAGCAGGCCCAGGAGUUCUACAGCUUCGGGGACCUGCAGGACGUGCAGCGCUACCUGAAGAAGGCACAGGCGCUGAACACCAAGCUGGAUGCGGCCGCAGACAAGAUCGUGCAAUUUAAUGCCGAAGAGGAGGCCUUUGGCUGGCUGCCAUCAAUAUAUCCUCAACGUAAAAAAAUCCAAGAUGGUUUGAACCCAUAUCUCCGUCUCUAUGAAACUGCUGUGGAAUUCAGCAACAAAUACAAAGCAUGGACAGAGGGGCCCUACCACAAGGUGAACCCAGACCAAGUGGAGGCGGAUGUCGGAAAUUACUGGCGAGGACUGUACAAGCUGGAGAAGACCUUCCAGGAUUCUCCAAAUGCCUUGGCAAUGACCAAGAAGGUCCGAUCCAAGGUGGAAGACUUCAAGCAGUACAUCCCCCUGGUCCAGGUCAUCUGCAACCCGGGCCUGCGGCCCCGGCACUGGGAGGCCAUGUCUGCCAUCGUGGGCUACCCGCUACAGCCGGCCGAUGACUCUACCGUCUUCUCCUUCAUCGACCUGAACCUGGAGCCCUACCUCGACAGGUUUGAGGGCAUCAGUGAAGCAGCCAGCAAGGAAUACUCUCUCGAGAAGGCCAUGGAGAAGAUGAUCACCGAGUGGGACGCGAUGGAGUUUGUCAUUCUUCCCUACAGAGAGAGUGGGACGUACAUAUUGUCGGCAGUUGAUGAAAUUCAGAUGCUGCUGGAUGACCACAUUGUCAAGACGCAGACCAUGCGGGGAUCUCCCUUCAUUAAGCCUUAUGAAAAACAAAUAAGGGAAUGGGAGGGCCAGCUGCUGCUGCUGCAGGAGAUCCUGGAUGAGUGGCUCAAGGUCCAGGCCACAUGGCUCUACCUGGAGCCCAUCUUCAGCUCCCCGGACAUCAUGUCUCAGAUGCCCGAGGAGGGCCGGCGCUUCACAACGGUGGACAAGACAUGGCGGGAUCUAAUGAAGAGUGUCAUGCAGAAUAAACACGUUCUGACAGUUGUAACGAUUGACAGAAUGCUGGAAAAGCUGAAAAAAAGUAAUGAGCUUUUGGAACUCAUUCUUAAAGGACUGAACGAAUAUUUGGAAAAGAAACGUCUCUUCUUUCCCAGAUUCUUUUUCCUGUCAAACGAUGAACUUCUCGAGAUACUAUCUGAGACUAAAGACCCCACUCGGGUGCAGCCUCACUUGAAGAAAUGCUUUGAAGGAAUUGCGAAGGUCGAGUUUACAGAAACGCUGGACAUUACGCACAUGAAGAGCAGCGAAGGCGAGGUGGUGGAGCUCAUGGAGAGCAUUUCCACCGCGAAAGCCCGGGGCCAAGUGGAGAAGUGGCUGGUUGAGCUGGAGAGAAUCAUGAUCAGCUCCAUCCACAAGGUAAUCCGAAGUGCGAUUCUGGCCUACAUGAACAACGAGCGGAUUCACUGGGUGCGGGAGUGGCCAGGCCAAGCUGUUCUCUGCGUGUCCCAGACCUUUUGGACAAGAGAAGUGCAGAUAGCCAUCCCGGCGGGGCUGCAGGCUCUUGAGCAGUACUUGGAAAAAUGUAACAGACAAAUCGAUGAUAUUGUCACUUUGGUCAGGGGCACACUGUCCAAGCAGAACCGAGUCACUCUGGGAGCCCUCGUGGUGCUGGACGUCCAUGCUAGAGAUGUGCUCGCGGCACUGGUCCAAAAGCGCAUCAGCCACGACACUGACUUCGAGUGGCUCAGCCAGCUUAGGUACUACUGGCAGGAGGAUCAGUUAGAAACAAAGAUGAUCAAUGCCGGUCUGCGAUAUGGCUAUGAGUAUCUGGGCAAUUCUCCCAGGCUGGUCAUUACCCCCCUCACUGAUCGGUGUUACAGAACCUUGUUCGGAGCCCUCCACCUGCACCUCGGAGGGGCGCCUGAGGGUCCAGCUGGCACAGGCAAGACCGAGACCACCAAGGACUUGGCCAAAGCCGUGGCCAAACAGUGUGUUGUGUUCAACUGCUCGGAUGGCUUGGAUUACCUGGCUUUAGGAAAAUUUUUUAAGGGACUGCUAUCUUGUGGAGCCUGGGCUUGCUUCGAUGAGUUUAACAGAAUUGAUUUGGAAGUGCUCUCUGUGGUUGCUCAACAAAUCCUUACCAUCCAGAGAGGCAUUAAUGCAGGUGCUGAUAUCCUAGUAUUUGAAGGAACAGAACUAAAACUUGACCCGACAUGCGCUGUCUUUAUAACUAUGAACCCUGGUUAUGCUGGGCGCUCGGAGCUGCCAGAUAACCUGAAGGCUCUCUUCCGGACAGUGGCCAUGAUGGUCCCCGACUAUGCCAUGAUUGCCGAAAUAGUCCUGUACUCCUGCGGGUUCGUCACUGCUCGGCCGCUCUCCGUGAAGAUCGUGGCCACCUACCGCUUGUGUUCAGAGCAGCUGUCCUCGCAACAUCACUACGACUACGGGAUGCGAGCCGUGAAGUCUGUGCUGACAGCCGCCGGGAAUCUAAAGCUGAAAUAUCCAAAUGAAAAUGAAGAAAUUUUGCUGCUUAGAUCUAUUAUUGAUGUGAAUCUGCCAAAAUUUUUAGCCCAUGAUUUACCACUCUUUGAGGGGAUUACUUCAGAUUUAUUUCCUGGGGUGAAAUUACCAAAACCAGAUUACAAUGAUUUACUGGCAGCUAUCAAAGACAAUUGCGUCUCCAUGAAUUUGCAAAUGACCAAGUUCUUCUCUGAGAAGAUUCUUCAAAUAUAUGAAAUGAUGAUUGUGCGUCACGGUUUUAUGAUCGUUGGAGAACCGUUUGGAGGGAAAACCAGUGCCUACCGUGUCUUGGCCGGCGCGCUGAAUGACAUAUGUGAGAAGGGGCUAAUGGAAGAAAACAAGGUUCAGAUAACGGUUUUGAACCCUAAGUCUGUCACCAUGGGGCAGCUGUACGGACAGUUCGACUUGGUGUCCCACGAGUGGUCGGACGGGAUCCUCGCCGUCAGCUUCAGGGCCUUUGCCUCGUCCCCGACUCCAGAUCGGAAGUGGUUGAUUUUUGACGGGCCAGUGGACGCCGUGUGGAUUGAAAAUAUGAAUACAGUCCUGGAUGACAACAAGAAACUCUGUCUGAUGAGCGGGGAGAUCAUCCAGAUGUCACCACAAAUGAAUCUGAUUUUCGAGCCAAUGGAUUUGGAAGUUGCUUCUCCUGCCACCGUCUCCAGGUGCGGUAUGAUUUACAUGGAACCGCACAUACUGGGCUGGAGGCCGCUGAUGCUGUCCUGGUUGAAUCUUUUACCUGCUUCGGUCAGCGCCAUUCAGAAGGAAUUCAUAACAGGCCUGUUUGACAGGAUGGUCCCUGUGUCUGUAGAGUUUAUUAGAAGGCACACAAAGGAAUUGUCUCCUACUACAGAUACAAAUCUGGUCCGAUCCUUAAUGAAUCUAAUAGACUGUUUCAUGGAUAUUUUUGUGGAUGAAGCCAAAGUAAAAGAGAGAAAUGAUCGAGAAGUUUACUCUCUGCUUGAGGGCAUUUUUCUUUUCUCAUUGAUCUGGUCCGUUGGUGCUUCUUGUACAGAUGAUGAUCGGAUGAAAUUUAAUAAGAUUCUCCGAGAACUCAUGGAUGGCCCGAUUUCAGAACUAACACGAAAUAGGUUCAAAUUGCAGAGCGGAGCAGAGCAGGUGUCCUCCAAGGCGCUGACCGUCCCGUUGCCCGAGAAAGGCACCAUUUAUGACUAUCAGUUUAUCACGGAGGGUGUGGGAAGGUGGGAACCGUGGAUAAAGAAGCUGGAAGACGCCCCUCCAAUUCCCAAAGACAUGCUGUUUAACGAAAUCAUCGUGCCAACCUUGGACACCAUUCGCUAUUCUGUACUGAUGAGUUUGCUAACCACGCAUCAAAAGCCUUUGAUAUUCGUAGGACCAACAGGGACCGGGAAGAGUUCUUACAUAACUAAUUUUCUUUUAAAUCACCUCCAUAAGGAAAUCUACAAGCCUCUGAUCAUCAACUUCUCAGCACAAACUACAGCAGCUCAAACCCAGAAUAUCAUUAUGUCAAAACUGGACAAAAGAAGAAAGGGAGUUUUUGGUCCUCCUUUGGGCAAGAUAAUGGUUGUCUUUGUAGAUGACGUCAACAUGCCUGCUCGGGAGGUCUACGGGGCUCAGCCUCCCAUCGAGUUGCUGAGGCAGUGGCUGGAUCACUGGAACUGGUACGACCUCAAAGACUGCUCCAUGAUUAAGCUGGUGGACAUGCAGCUCAUGUGCGCUAUGGGGCCUCCAGGUGGUGGCCGAAAUCCAGUGACACCUCGCUACAUGAGACAUUUCAAUAUCAUAACGAUCAAUGAAUUUAGUGAUAAGUCCAUGUUUGCAAUCUUCUCGAGGAUCCUGACCUGGCAUCUAAAAAUCUGUUAUAAAUUUCCAGAUGAAUUUCUAGAUUUGACUACGCAAAUUGUAUAUGGCACAAUGACCCUAUAUAAAGAAGCCAUGAAGAAUCUCUUGCCUACGCCCGCUAAAUCUCACUACUUGUUCAAUCUCCGGGAUUUCUCCCGUGUCAUUCAGGGGGUUUGUCUGUCAAGACCAGAGACGGCAGAAACCAAAGAAGUGAUGAAGCGUCUCUGGGUUCAUGAGGUCCUUAGAGUGUACUAUGAUCGCCUUCUGGAUAAUGCAGACAGAAGCUGGCUUGUCAACUACAUUCAAGAAAUUUUAAAAGACCACAUGAAUGAAGAUUUCCAUGAGCUUUUUAGAAGUUUGGAUUUUGAUAACGACGGCAUAGUACAAGAAGAUGACCUACGAAGCUUAAUGUUCUGUGAUUUCCAUGAUCCCAAGCGGGAAGAUACAAACUACAGGGAAGUGGCCAACGUGGAUAACCUCCGGGUGAUAGUGGAAAUGCACCUGGAGGAGUACAACAACAUGAGCAAGAAACCCAUGAACCUCGUCUUAUUCCGAUUCGCCAUAGAACACAUCAGCAGAAUCUCUCGGAUCUUGAAGCAGCCCCGCAGCCACGCUCUGCUGGUUGGCGUCGGGGGCAGUGGGAGGCAGUCUGUCACCCGGCUGGCUGCCCACAUGUGUGACUACUCUGUUUUCUAUGUUGAAAUCUCCAAGAGCUAUGGGAACAAUGAGUGGCGCGAAGAUUUAAAAGUGAUCUUAAGAAAAUGUGCCGAAGGAGACAUGCAGGGCGUCUUCCUUUUUACAGAUACUCAGAUUAAAAAAGAGACAUUUCUGGAAGAUGUGAAUAAUCUACUGAAUGCUGGGGAGGUUCCAAACCUCUUUGCAGUGGAUGAGAAGCAAGAGAUCUGUGAAAAAAUGCGUCAGUUAGAUCGCCAGCGGGACAAGACCAAGCAGACUGAUGGAAGCCCUGUGGCUCUUUUCAACAUGUUCAUUGAUCGCUGCCGCAACCAGCUGCACGUGGUGCUCGCCAUGAGCCCCAUCGGAGAUGCAUUUCGGAACCGUCUUAGGAAGUUCCCUGCUCUUGUCAACUGCUGUACCAUUGACUGGUUUCAGUCGUGGCCCGAGGACGCAUUGCAGGCAGUCGCCUCCCGCUUCUUGGAAGACAUUGAAAUGUCAGUGGAAAUACGCGAUGGCUGCAUCGACAUGUGUAAGAGCUUCCACACUUCGACUAUAAACUUAUCAACAUCCUUCUAUAAUGAGCUUCAGAGAUACAACUAUGUGACUCCCACCUCUUAUCUCGAAUUAAUCUCCACCUUCAAACUGUUGUUAGAAAAGAAAAGAAGUGAGGUGAUGAAAAUGAAGAAGAGGUAUGAGGUGGGCCUGGACAAGCUGGACUCCGCGUCCUCGCAGGUGGCCACCAUGCAGUUGGAGCUGGAGGCGCUGCAGCCCCAGCUACGGGUGGCCAGCAAGGAGGUGGAUGAGAUGAUGCUGAUCAUCGAGAAGGAGUCCAUCGAAGUCGCCAAAACGGAAAAAAUUGUGAAAGCUGACGAGAUCGUGGCCAACGAUCAGGCCAUGGCAGCCAAGGCCAUCAAAGACGAGUGCGAUGCGGACCUGGCUGGAGCACUGCCCAUCCUGGAGUCCGCGCUGUCCGCGCUGGACACCCUGACUGCACAGGAUAUCACCGUGGUGAAGUCCAUGAAGAGCCCUCCGGCGGGCGUGAAGCUCGUCAUGGAAGCGAUCUGCAUCUUGAAAGGCAUCAAAGCAGACAAAAUCCCUGACCCAACAGGUUCCGGGAAGAAAAUAGAGGAUUUCUGGGGCCCAGCUAAGAGGCUGCUUGGGGACAUCCGGUUCCUGCAGUCGCUGCAUGAGUAUGACAAGGACAACAUCCCUCCCGCGUACAUGAACAUCAUCAGAAAGAAUUACAUCCCCAAUCCCGAUUUUGUUCCAGAAAAGAUCAGAAACGCCUCCACAGCUGCGGAGGGGCUGUGCAAGUGGGUGAUCGCGAUGGACUCCUACGACAAAGUGGCAAAAAUUGUGGCUCCCAAAAAGAUCAAGCUAGCUUCUGCCGAGGCGGAGCUGAAGAUCGCCAUGGACGGGCUCCGGAAGAAGCAGGCGGCGCUACAGGCCGUGCAGGACAAGCUGGCCCGGCUGCAGGAUACGCUGGAGCUGAACAAACAGAAGAAGGCUGACCUAGAGAACCAGGUUGACUUGUGCAGCAAGAAGCUAGAACGGGCGGAGCAGCUGAUUGGAGGCCUGGGCGGAGAGAAGACCCGCUGGAGCCACUCGGCCCUGGAGCUGGGGCAGCUGUACAUCAACCUGACCGGCGACAUCCUCAUCUCCUCAGGGGUGGUGGCCUACCUGGGUGCCUUCACAUCCAACUACAGACAGAACCAAACCAAGGAGUGGACAAAUUUGUGCAAAGCAAGAGACAUACCCUGCUCUGAGGAGUACUCGCUGAUGAGCACCCUGGGAGAGGCGGUGACCAUUCGGACCUGGAACAUUGCCGGGCUACCUUCUGACUCCUUCUCCAUCGACAACGGGAUCAUCAUAGUGAACGCGAGGAGGUGGCCCCUGAUGAUCGACCCUCAAGGUCAGGCCAACAAGUGGGUGAAGAACAUGGAGAAAGCCAACAGCCUGCAGCUCAUUAAGCUAAGCGACCCCGACUACGUGAGGACUCUGGAAAACUGCAUCCAGUUUGGCACUCCCGUGCUGCUAGAGAAUGUUGGAGAAGAACUGGAUCCUAUCCUGGAGCCGCUUCUCCUGAAACAGACCUUCAAGCAGGGCGGGAGUCUGUGCAUCCGGCUUGGGGACACCAUCAUCGAGUAUGCGCCCGACUUCCGCUUCUAUAUCACCACAAAGCUGAGAAACCCUCAUUAUCUUCCCGAAACAUCAGUCAAGGUCACCUUAUUAAACUUCAUGAUCACCCCAGAGGGCAUGCAAGACCAGCUGCUGGGAAUCGUGGUGGCGCGUGAGAGGCCAGAUCUUGAGGAAGAAAAGCAGGCGUUGAUACUGCAGGGAGCUGAAAAUAAAAGGCAGUUAAAAGAAAUAGAAGACAAGAUUUUAGAAGUUCUUUCCUCUUCAGAAGGCAAUAUACUAGAAGAUGAAACUGCUAUUAAGAUCUUAUCUUCCUCCAAGGCCCUGGCUAACGAGAUUUCUCAGAAGCAGGAAGUAGCUGAAGACACAGAGAAAAAGAUCGACACCACCCGCAUGGGCUACCGCCCGAUCGCCGUGCACUCCUCCAUCCUGUUCUUCUCCAUCGCCGACCUGGCCAACAUCGAGCCCAUGUACCAGUAUUCGCUCACCUGGUUCAUUAACCUUUUCAUCCUGUCUAUUGAAAAUUCAGAGAAAUCAGAGCACUUGCCAGUAAGACUGCAGAUUCUCCGGGACCACUUCACCUACUCUCUGUACGUGAAUGUCUGCCGGUCACUCUUUGAGAAGGACAAGCUGCUUUUCUCCUUCUGCCUAACUGUGAACCUUCUCAUCCAUGACCACGUGAUCAACAAAGCUGAGUGGAGAUUUCUGCUGACUGGCGGCAUUGGGCUGGACAAUCCUUAUGCCAACCCUUGCACGUGGCUUCCUCAGAAGUCCUGGGACGAGAUCUGCCGCCUGGACGACCUGCCUGCCUUCAGAAGCAUUCGCAAGGAGUUCAUGCGCCUGAAGGACGGGUGGAAGAAAGUAUAUGACAGCUUGGAACCACACCACGAGGUUUUCCCGGAAGAGUGGGAAAAUAAAGCAAAUGAAUUUCAAAGGAUGCUCAUCAUUCGCUGCUUGAGGCCAGACAAGAUUAUUCCAAUGUUGCAGGAAUAUAUUAUCAACAAAUUGGGGCGUGCAUUCAUUGAGCCGCCCCCCUUUGACCUGUCCAAAGCGUUUGGGGACAGCCAUUGCUGCGCGCCCCUGAUCUUCGUGCUGUCUCCUGGGGCGGACCCCAUGGCCGCACUCCUCAGGUUUGCGGAUGACCAGGGGUACGGGGGAGCAAAACUUAGCUCUUUAUCUCUGGGCCAAGGCCAGGGGCCCAUCGCGAUGAAGAUGGUAGAGAAAGCCAUAAAGGAGGGCACCUGGGUGGUCCUGCAGAACUGUCACCUGGCUACCUCCUGGAUGCCGACCCUUGAGAAAGUCUGUGAGGAGUUGAGCCCAGAAUCAACGCACCCUGAUUUCCGAAUCUGGCUGACAAGCUACCCAUCCCCGAACUUCCCCGUGUCUGUGCUGCAGAACGGAGUCAAGAUGACCAACGAGGCGCCGAAAGGCCUACGAGCCAACAUCAUCCGCUCCUACCUCAUGGACCCCAUCUCUGACCCCGAGUUCUUCAGCAGCUGCAAGAAGCUGGAAGAAUUCAAGAAAUUGCUGUACGGCCUGUGCUUCUUUCAUGCUUUGGUCCAAGAGAGGCGCAAAUUUGGCCCCCUGGGCUGGAAUAUUCCGUACGAGUUCAAUGAGACUGACCUGCGUAUCAGUGUCCAGCAGCUGCACAUGUUUCUGAACCAGUAUGAGGACCUGCCCUUUGAUGCGCUGCGCUAUAUGACCGGGGAGUGCAACUAUGGAGGCCGGGUGACGGACGACUGGGACCGGCGCACGCUGCGCACCAUCCUGAACAAGUUCUUCUGCCCUGAGCUGGUGGCCAAGACAGACUACCAGUUUGACUCGAGUGGCAUCUACUUCGUGCCACCUGCCGGCGAUCACAAGAGCUACAUCGACUACACCAAGACCCUGCCGCUGAUGCCCGCACCAGAGGUCUUUGGGAUGAAUGCCAACGCGGACAUCACGAAAGACCAGGCGGAGACGCAGCUGCUGUUUGACAACAUUCUUCUCACACAGUCUCGUUCUGCAGGUACGGGGGCAAAGUCAUCAGAAGAAGUCGUGAACGAAGUGGCCAGUGACAUCCUGGGUAAACUUCCCAACAACUUUGACAUUGAGGCCGCAAUGAGGAGGUACCCGACGACGUACAAUCAGAGCAUGAACACCGUGCUGGUCCAGGAGAUGGGGCGGUUCAACAAGCUGCUCACAACCAUCAGAGACUCGUGCAUUAACAUUCAGAAAGCCAUCAAGGGGCUCGUGGUGAUGUCUACAGACCUUGAAGAAGUGGUGAGCAGCAUCCUGAAUGUCAAGAUUCCAGGGAUGUGGAUGGGGAAAUCCUACCCGAGCCUCAAACCCCUGGGCAGCUACGUGAACGACUUCCUUUCAAGACUCAAAUUCCUGCAGCAAUGGUACGAAGCAGGGCCGCCCCCCGUCUUCUGGCUGUCCGGCUUCUUCUUCACUCAAGCCUUCCUGACUGGCGCCCAGCAGAACUAUGCCAGGAGGCACACGAUUCCCAUCGACCUGCUCGGCUUCGACUAUGAAGUGAUGGAGGACAAAGAGUACAAACAAGGGCCUGAGGAUGGUGUCUACAUUCACGGAUUGUUUUUGGAUGGAGCUUCCUGGAACAGGAAGAUCAAGAAACUCACAGAAUCCUAUCCCAAAAUCCUGUACGACAUGGUGCCUGUGAUGUGGCUGAAGCCCUGCAGGCGGGCCGACAUCCCCAGGCGGCCAAGCUACCUCGCACCGCUGUACAAGACCAGUGAGCGGAGAGGGACGCUGUCCACCACGGGCCACUCCACCAACUUCGUGAUCGCCAUGACGCUCCCCUCCGACCACCCCGAGGAGCACUGGAUCGGGCGCGGCGUGGCGCUGCUGUGCCAGCUCAACUCCUGACACCGGCCACUUCCUGCCAGGCAGCGGGGUACACAGUGUUCUGUCCG